Brassicogethes aeneus is the source of this 1498-nucleotide messenger RNA. Lineage: Eukaryota; Metazoa; Arthropoda; Insecta; Coleoptera; Nitidulidae. The record is from the annotation of a GenBank genome assembly.
AUGGUCUACAAAAGGGAUAUAACAAGGGAUAUAACAAAUAGACCUGUUGCAUUACUAAGUAAUAUAGGCAAAAUAGUUGAGAGGGUAGUUUACGACAGACUUUCAAGAUUUUUAGAAAGUAAUCUAAUCCUAAAUGAUUCUCAAAAUGGUUUUAGGAAAAAGAAAUCUACAAUUCGAGCGAUUUUUCAAGCACUUUGUAAUAUAGUUAAAUCACAAAACUUAAAUAAAAAUACUUUCUUAUUAUGCAUUGAUCUGUCUAAGGCUUUCGAUAGUGUCGAUCAUCAAUUAUUAUUUAAAAAAAUGGAACUUUACGGGAUUAGAGGAGUAUCUUUAAAUUUGUUUAAAUCUUAUUUGGAGAAUCGGACCCAAUCUGUGGUUGAACGCGAUGAAUAUGGAUUUAAAUUGAAGUCUGAAAAAAUUUUAAUUGAAAAAGGAGUGCCACAAGGUUCCAUACUAGGGCCCCUUCUUUACAUUAUUUAUACGAACGAACUUCCGUAUAUUAUUAAGGAAAACAUAAUACAAUAUGCCGAUGACACGUCUCUAAUAUUUAGUUUAGACGCAAUUGAAAAUGCAGAUUGCCAAAUUCGAAACAUAAAUAAAUUAAAUAGCUCUAAUCUUACUUUAGAAACUACAGAUAGUGUAUCAAUUUUAGGCGUGGAAAUCAAUACUAGACUUGAUUGGAAAAGUCAUAUAGAUAAAUUGGCGAAUAGUAUGUCAAAUCUUUUUAUUUUUGAGGCGGUUCUGUUCGUGAAAAAGAAUAUAGAUUUGUUUGAAGUAUAUAAAAAAGGGCAUUGUUAUGAAACUAGAUUUAGAUCAAAUUAUUCAUGUAAUAAACUAAAUUUUACUUAUCUUCAGAAUAAUGUUCCAAAUACUAUAGUUAAGGUUUUCAACAAGCUACCAGAACAACUAAGAGAACUCUCUAUUAAAAAAGUUAAAAUCAAAUUAAAAUCAAUUUUAAUAGAAAAAUCUUAUUACUCAAUGGAGGAAUAUUUUAAUGAUGAUCUUCAUCAAUAUGUUUUUGUUAAAUAUUAUGUGUUUUUGGUCAAAUUAAAUCAUACUACACAGAAAAAAAGGGAAAAAGGAAACAGGAAGUUCCUUGACGCAGUACAAGAAUCCGCAGCUCGUGAGGGACCAAGAAACCAAGACCAAGACUACCAAGAAGCCCCACAAGGCCAAUACAACCGUAGACAACAAAACCAACAGCAAUAAGCUAUAUAAAAAUUAAAUCAAAAAAUUGAAUUUCUGUGAUUUUACUUCAUUGUUAAAUUUGAGUGGCUAGUAUGUUAACUACAGACUGAAAUAUCUUUUAUAGUACACACUUUUUUAUACUUUGCAGAAAUCGAGCACUUUAACGUUUAGGUAUUUAGAUUGCACUCUAGAUUUAUUUGCACAAUAAUAAUGUAGAUUAGGUUUUGCACCCCACGCACACUGUUUGGUUAGUUUUGCACCUUUUAUGUCCGAAUACCGGUUUUAGUUUAAUAAAAUUAUUUUUAUGUUA